Messenger RNA from Emiliania huxleyi CCMP1516, 594 nucleotides. RefSeq lists its product as hypothetical. The transcript is spliced from 2 exons. Lineage: Eukaryota; Haptophyta; Isochrysidales; Noelaerhabdaceae. Bases 16 to 249 code for a protein of 77 amino acids. Gene Ontology annotation, molecular function: copper ion binding; electron transfer activity. The record is from RefSeq and is a predicted model, not a curated record.
GCCGCGGCGACCAAGAUGGUGAAGCUGGGGGCGGACAACGGCCAGCUGGUCUUCGUGCCCGACGAGAUUGAGAUCUGCAAGGGCGACUCCGUCACCUGGACCAACAACAAGGAGUCCAUCUCGAUGGACGGCCUUCUCAACGACGAGGGCGCGACCUUCACCAAGAAGUUCGACGUCGCGGGCAGCUACGCGUACUACUGCGAGCCGCACCGCGGCGCGGGCAUGAACGGCGCCCUCACCGUCGCCUAAGCCCGCGUCCCCUCUCGCCUCGGUGGGGUAGCCCGCCCGACGCGGGGGGGACGUCCUCUAGCAGUCGUGCCGAUCCCCGUUCAUGCUCCCGUUGCUCUCGCCCUUCGCUGGUCUCAGUUCCCGGGGGAAGGGGGAGAGGGGCAGGGCCGGAGCCAGGGAGGGCGCGUAUCCCUCGGACUCUGCCACGCUCUCUAGUCUCAUAUUUCGGUGCGCUCCUUCCCCCUCUAUCGCAGUGUCUGCAGUUUGGGAAGUUUUGUGCCUGUGAGCUGUGUGCUGUGAGUCGUGAGUGCCGACGAGUAAUGACCAUGUGAAUCGACAAACUACUAACUAGGAGCCGUUACAGCC